Molecule: messenger RNA, 915 nt
Organism: Echinostoma caproni
Lineage: Eukaryota; Metazoa; Platyhelminthes; Trematoda; Plagiorchiida; Echinostomatidae
Source: the annotation of a GenBank genome assembly
AUGCCUCGUUUACGUAUCGCUGGCAGAUGGAAUAAGCGUCCGUGUGGGGCCAACUUCGGGUUCGGUGGUCGGUUGGCCAUCUACCGUGCUCCAAAUGAUCCCGCUCGACGUCCUCGUUCAUCGGCCAGUCUGAGCGUGUCUCGUCAGAUUUCCGGCGGUCCUGCGGACUCCACUGUGGCGGCCGGGGCAGUGACACCGGAGAGCACAACCGGCGCAGAAGCCGCAUCGUGUCUGCGCCCCGUCCAUGUCGAUUGGGUGGACUGUUUGGACACCUCUCCAAUUCGCGGUCUGAAAUCCGCACUGAAUUGUUUGUCCGAUGAGAAAUUGCAUGGAUUGACCAAAAAUAUGGUGCAUUGGUUAGAUCAGAUUUUGACCGUACCGUUGAAUCAAUUGACGGAUAUAUGUGACAAAAUGGCCGAAAUUUGCGUACCGCACCUCGUGAAUUGCAAUUCCACUUGGAAAUCGCCGUGGGAAUUUCUGAAAGCUCAAUUUCAACCACAUACCGAAAGACGCGCUCUUCUGUCCAAGUUGUUGGGUUUUGACGAUCAACAGAUUCACAACGAGGUGGAGUCCGUUUUGGAGCAAUCCUCGGAUACUACACAGUUCGAAUUCCAUUGCCCUUGUCAAAUGGGAUCAAAUCGAGAGGUAGCCAUUGAAAACUUGUCUGCUCUGCGCUUAGCACUUGUGACCAAUGAUCUGGAAGCAGCCAUUCGUCUCUGCAUGCAUAGGUCAGUUUGUCUCAGUGAGAUUGGACUCAUUCUCGUCCCCUUCCCUGUGUUUUUUGCCUGGUUUGAUACUCGUGCAGAACUGCCGAAUGACUCAGCUGAUCCCAGCCAUAGUAUAUUACUCGACUGUUUAGUUUAUUGGUCGAACGAACCAAAUUUAUCACGUAAAAAACACUGUGAAUUUUUAUGA